This is a messenger RNA of Mesorhabditis belari, 717 nucleotides long. Lineage: Eukaryota; Metazoa; Nematoda; Chromadorea; Rhabditida; Rhabditidae. The record is from the annotation of a GenBank genome assembly.
AUGAAUCGAGAGAACGUUUUCAUCGGCGAGACGGCCGAAAACUACAACGAUAUGCUGAAGAUUUAUUUGGAAGAGGUUUUGCGGAAAGAACUCCAAGUCAACGGAAUCGUUUCAAUUGGAGUCUCGGGCGGAUCGAUGCCGAAAUUGAUAGUGCCAAUCUUGUUGAGCAUGGAGGGUUUGAAUUGGAAGAAGAUUCGGCUGUUUAUGGUCGAUGAAAGGUACGCUUCACUCGAUCAUCCGGAUUCAAAUGCUGGACAAUACAUCAAAUUAUUGCCACCAGCGUUGAAGGAAAAUGUCGUGGCUGUGGAUAUGCUCGACUCGCUCAGCAAAACGGCCAGUCAAUAUGAUGCAAAGUUGCGCAACGAACUGCAGCCAGAAAUGAUCGGAAUUCGAGGUCCCCGGUUCGAUCUUUUGCUUUUGGGAAUGGGACCCGAUGGGCACACGGCUAGUUUGUUUCCUAGCUCAAGGCUCUGGAAACUCCCCGAGAUGACUGUGAUGCACGUCGAGGAUUCCCCAAAGCCACCUUCAAGACGGGUUACUUUGAGCAUCACGGCUAUCAAUAAUGCGAAAAACGUCGCCUUUCUGAUAACAGGCGAAGAAAAGGCGGAUAUUCUCAAGUCCAUUCUCGAUGGUGAACAAAGCUAUCCAGCUGCUCUUGUCAAACCGUUAAGCGGACGGCUCAAAUUUUUCCUCGACAAAGCGGCCGCCUCAAAAUUA